Molecule: messenger RNA, 2233 nt
Organism: Ipomoea triloba (trilobed morning glory)
Lineage: Eukaryota; Viridiplantae; Streptophyta; Magnoliopsida; Solanales; Convolvulaceae
Product: receptor-like protein 12
Exons: 1
Coding region: 56-2113 (685 amino acids)
Biological process (GO): hormone-mediated signaling pathway
Cellular component (GO): plasma membrane
Molecular function (GO): protein binding
Source: RefSeq, a predicted model, not a curated record
ACCAACCACAAGAAAGAACACAGCCAAACUCGUACUAGCUAGAAAGAUAUUGGUCAUGCAGCUCACUUCUUUUCUUCUUCUUCUUGUUAUUUUUUCCCUUCCAUUACAGAUGCAAGCUUUAGAAAGAGCAGAGGGAAGAGCCCUCCUUCAGUGGAAGGAAACCUUAUCCAAUACUGAUGGUGUUCUUGAUUCAUGGUCCCUUUCCAACUUCAAAAACAUUUGUAAUUGGACAGGUAUCACUUGUAAUACUGCGAAGUAUGUUUCUAAGAUGAACUUGAGUGGUUAUAAUUUCAACCUCACAGGUACCCUUCACAACUUUGGUUUUGUUUCAUUCCCGAAUCUUAGCCAUUUAGUCCUCUCUAAUAAUAGUUUCAGUGGAUCAAUUCCAUCUGCUAUUGCUAACCUCACCAAACUCACAUUCUUGGACCUUAGUCUAAACUAUUUUGAAUCUAGUAUACCACUAGGGAUUACAAAGUUAACAAGACUCCGAUAUUUGAACCUCGAUGGAAACAAUCUCAAUGGCACUAUUCCCAAUCAGAUCAGUCAUCUUCACAACCUUCAACACCUCGAUAUAUCAUUUAAUCUUUUCGGUGGCCAACUUUCAGAAUCAAUAUUCUCAAAUCUAAGCAAGCUUCAGUCUUUCCAUUGUAGAUUAAAUUUUUUUCAAGGCCCUUUUCCAACCAAUUUUACCAGCCUUUCAAUGCUUAAGAUAAUUGAGCUAUAUGAUAACCACUUCUAUGGCAUUAUACCUCAAGAAGUUAGUCGACUGACAAAUUUAAUAGACCUUGAUCUUGGUCGGAAUAACUUCUGGGGUGCCAUUCCACCACAAAUUGGAAAUCUGAACAACUUGGAGAAACUUUGUCUUGAAAGCAACCAUUUUUCUGGGCCUAUGCCUUCUGCAUUUGGAAAUCUGACAAAUCUGAUUAACUUGUUACUUGCUCACAACAAUCUAAGUACCACCCUAGAGUCAUUAUUGUUAUGCAAUUUCAACUCUCUGGGAGUUCUUGAUCUGUCUAGAAACAAUUUGCGAGGUCCACUACCUCAAAGUUUAUGGAACUUCAGCAAAAACCUUUGGUUUGUGGAUUUUUCACGAAACAAAUUUGAGGGAACUAUUCCUGGAGAAUUUGCAGAGAAAAACAACUUAAAGUUUAUCAAUUUGAAGGGAAAUCACUUGGGAGGGCCAUUGCCUCGAGGCCUACUAAAUUGUAGCAUCCUUGAGGUUUUAGAUGUUGGAAACAACAAGUUGGUUGGUUCUUUCCCACAUUGGUUGGAUGUUCUAUCUCAUUUGGAGGUACUUAUCUUGAGAUCUAAUCGAUUUUAUGGCACAGUAGGCACUUCCAACACUAAAUGCCCAUUCCCAAAGAUGCGUAUAUUUGAUAUCUCCCACAACGAGUUCACAGGUGCUUUGCCAAGGUAUUACUUGGAGAAUUUUGAAUGGAUGCAGAAUGAAAGUGCUACUGAUGAUUACAUAAUGCUCUCCCCAGAUGAUUAUAUAGACCUUGUGUUGAAAACGACGGAGCAUCCAGUGCAGACCUACCAUUUGUUUAGAUUUCUUGAUUUCUCCAAUAACCACUUUCAUGGGGAGAUUCCAGAAUCUAUAGGAAAGCUACACUACAUCAGGUUUUUGAAUUUAUCCCAUAACCAAUUGAUCGGAAAUAUUCCAUCAUGGUUAGGAAAUUUAUCUAAUCUUGAGGCGCUUGAUCUGUCAUCGAACCAACUAGUGGGUAAAAUUCCUGAACAGCUUGCAACGUUGACAUUUCUAGCUGUACUAAACCUCUCCUAUAAUCAUCUCGUUGGUCCUAUUCCACACGGCCCGCAAUUUAACACUUUCAACAAUGACUCUUAUUUGGGAAACACAGCUCUGUGUGGAUUCCCAUUGACGAUACAAUGUCAAGGCAGCAAUAAUCGGUCACAACCCCAAACACCAGCACCAAAUGGAGAGGAGGAUUCAGGAAAUUUUGAGGGCGGAUUUGGGUGGCGAAGUGUUGUUAUAGGAUACUGCAGUUGCAUGCCAUUUGGUAUUUUUGUGGGAUAUCUUGCAUUUUUGUAUGGAAGACCAAAAUGGUUUGUAAGGUUAGUGGCACCAGUUAGGACACUUAGGAAUAAGAAGUAGUGAAAGGGGCAGAGAUGAGCUUUGGUUUUCAUUUGAUUUGGGGUUUUCAUUUUGAACUUGUACGAGUGCUUAUUUUAAUUUCAUCUAAUGUUGUAAUCAAUAAAAUUUCUUUUGUGUUUU